Molecule: messenger RNA, 4720 nt
Organism: Jaculus jaculus (lesser Egyptian jerboa)
Lineage: Eukaryota; Metazoa; Chordata; Mammalia; Rodentia; Dipodidae
Gene: Slc9a8
Product: solute carrier family 9 member A8
Exons: 16
Coding region: 89-1831 (580 amino acids)
Biological process (GO): regulation of pH; sodium ion transport; proton transmembrane transport
Cellular component (GO): Golgi apparatus; membrane
Molecular function (GO): sodium:proton antiporter activity
Source: RefSeq, a predicted model, not a curated record
CCCGCCCCCGCCCGCCGGAAGCCGGAAGCCGCUGCGAGCCCCGCUAGCCCCGAGACUCCGACCUCGGUGGUCUCGGAGGCACGGCCGGAUGGGGGACAAGAUGGCGGAAGAGGAGUUCUCCAAUGCCACUCAUGAUGGUUUCAAUGUCACCCUCCACACCACCCUGGGCAUCACCACAAAGCUGGUGCUCCCAACCCCUGCCAAGCCCAUCCUUCCCGUGCAGACAGGGGAGCAGGCUCAGCAGGAGGAGCAGUCGAGCGGCAUGACCAUCUUCUUUAGUCUCCUCGUGCUAGCUAUCUGCAUCAUACUGGUACAUCUGCUCAUCCGAUACAGACUGCACUUCCUGCCUGAGAGCGUGGCCGUUGUUUCGCUAGGUAUUCUCAUGGGAGCGGUGAUAAAAAUCAUAGAGUUUAAAAAGCUGGCAAACUGGAAGGAAGAAGAAAUGUUUCGUCCAAAUAUGUUUUUCCUCCUCCUGCUUCCACCCAUUAUCUUUGAGUCAGGAUACUCACUGCACAAGGGGAACUUCUUUCAGAAUAUUGGCUCCAUCACCCUUUUUGCUGUUUUUGGUACUGCCAUUUCUGCUUUUGUAGUAGGUGGAGGAAUUUAUUUUCUGGGUCAGGCUGAUGUAAUCUCUAAACUCAACAUGACAGACAGUUUCGCAUUUGGCUCCCUGAUCUCUGCCGUCGACCCCGUGGCCACCAUUGCGAUUUUCAAUGCUCUGCACGUGGACCCCGUGCUCAACAUGCUUGUGUUUGGAGAGAGCAUCCUCAACGACGCUGUCUCCAUUGUCCUGACCAACACAGCUGAAGGUUUAACAAGAAAAAACAUGUCAGAUGUCAGUGGGUGGCAAACGUUUUUACAAGCCCUUGGCUACUUCCUCAAAAUGUUCUUUGGCUCCGCAGCACUCGGCACUCUCACUGGCUUAAUUUCUGCAUUAGUGCUGAAGCACAUUGACCUGAGGAGAACGCCCUCCUUGGAGUUUGGCAUGAUGAUCAUCUUUGCCUACCUGCCGUACGGGCUCGCAGAAGGGAUCUCACUCUCAGGCAUCAUGGCCAUCCUGUUCUCAGGCAUCGUGAUGUCUCACUACACGCACCAUAACCUCUCGCCAGUCACCCAGAUCCUCAUGCAACAGACCCUCCGGACUGUGGCCUUCCUGUGCGAAACAUGUGUCUUUGCAUUUCUUGGCCUGUCCAUUUUUAGUUUCCCUCACAAGUUUGAAAUUUCCUUUGUCAUCUGGUGCAUAGUUCUCGUGCUGUUUGGCAGAGCAGUCAACAUUUUCCCGCUGUCCUACCUGCUGAAUUUCUUCCGGGAUCAUAAAAUCACACCAAAGAUGAUGUUUAUCAUGUGGUUUAGUGGCUUGCGGGGUGCCAUCCCAUAUGCUUUGAGCCUGCACCUGGGCCUGGAGCCCAUGGAGAAGCGGCAGCUCAUCGGCACCACCACCAUUGUCAUUGUGCUCUUCACCAUCCUACUGCUGGGUGGCGGCACCAUGCCCCUCAUCCGCCUCGUGGACAUCGAGGAUGCCCGCGUGCGCCGCCGCAGCAAGAAGGACGUCAACCUCAGCAAGACCGAGAAGAUGGGCAACACCAUUGAGUCAGAGCACUUGUCGGAGCUCACGGAGGAGGAAUACGAGGCCCACUACAUCCGGCAGCAGGACCUCAAGGGCUUUAUGUGGCUGGAUGCCAAGUACCUGAACCCCUUCUUCACCAGGCGGCUGACGCAGGAGGACCUUCACCACGGGCGCAUCCAGAUGAAAAGCCUCACCAAUAAGUGGUAUGAGGAGGUGCGCCAGGGCCCAUCUGGCUCCGAGGACGAUGAGCAGGAGCUGUUCUGACCCACUGGCACUGAGGUGUCUGGGAGACCAGGGCCCAGAGGUGCAGCCUUGUGCAGCUUCCUGAAAGUGAAGGCUGCAUUCUUAGUGUGGAACUUUCCAGGCCAUUGGAGCUAGCUGGCUUUGGAAAUACCAAUGCUGCUUUUGGGCCCACAGAGAGAGUGGAGUGCCCAGUGUUCCAGGUAGACACGCCUUCUUCUGCAGGUGGACGGAAGAGUUGAGGAUUCACUGACACCCUCUUGCUUGGGCCACACCAUGCCUGGGCCUUGCCUUCCUCACACCCCAAGGAGCAGCUGCCAUUUGCCUCUGAGCCCUUGAGGGGCCACGUCAGCUAUAGCAGCUCCAGCCAGAGACCCAAAGCACUCCGCACCCCCUUCCUGAAGGCCGCACCCCCCCCCCCCCCGAGAGAAAACUGACUGGCCUGAUCUCUCUACCUGGAACUGCCAGCAUGCCUCCUUGGAGCACAGUGCAGAUGUUUACAAUGGCACCAGGGCAGCCCUCUCCUGAGCCACUUGGAAGGGUGCUGGACUAGCCUGUGGGGCUGGAGACCCCUGGAGAGGGUUCUUGGGGGCAGCGUCAGGUCACCUUCCCAAGUGUGUGAGCCUGGGAGCCACUGUGUCUCUGUUGUCCUCUAGUCAGUCUCUUGCCAGGCCCGGUGGUGUCAGCCUGUUGUGCCAGCCUAGCUGUCACUCUGAGCUCCUGCCUCUCUCCCAUCUGACCUCAACACCAGGGAUCCCGCUCUCCCUUCCCCCACAUACCACGGGGGGAGGAGCUGCCAUUCGUGUCCAUAGACGGUGGAGUUUCUGACCUACAUACUCUCCUCCUGCCCUUUAUAUGACUGCUGGAUUUUGCCCGUCCCCACGUGUAGCCUGGGGACCCUGCCCAUGCCCCUGGGUGGGUAAUAUUCACGCAUAUGCCUUAGCUCUCACUGGGGUCAGAGUAGGCACAACUGGGCUGGCAGUAGGUAGAGUUAUGUCUCUCCCUAUCAGUGGCUGUGACCCUGAUGUCAGGAAGGAUGGAGCUCCAGCUCUAGGAUCUGGCCAGGCACUUGGGGUGACCCACAGCCCUGACAGCUCACUUGCUCCAGAAGUUGGCAGAGCAGGGGCUGUCGUGCUGGAAGCUGGAAGCAUGAUUGGCUUCUGCGUGGGAGAGGCUCAUCUGCCCUUGACAGAGCCAAAGUACGCUCCUUUCUCCUCUGGUCUCACCUGAGUCCUGUAACUGGAUCCACUCCUUUGCCUUGUGUAACUUUGAGGGAGGCCGAGCCUGAGAGCAGUUUGCUCCCUUAUUCCAGUUCAGAUCUUUCCUCCUGAGGUUGUCUGAGCUCAGAGAUGUAGGUUCAAUGGCUUGCCACGAUUUCUCUUUUUAAAUCUAAAAACUCAUAGAUUAAGCAAGAAAGAGUCAGGAUCUCAUUCAGACUGCCCCCUUGUCACCAGGUCUCAUGUCUCAGACACAUCUUGCCUGGCCGCCUACUUUUAAUUGAAUCCUGAACUUGACACAGUAGCAGAGCUUGCGAGGGCUGCAAAGUGCUGCUGGGGGAAGGGAGGCACCAGUUUCCUGAACUCCUGUGGGCCUUGUCUGCCCCCUGCUGUCAAGUGUGGGCUUAGCACCCUGGAAAAGCAGCCCUAGCAGAGGUCUUGGGUCCCCUGCCUUUGAGGAGCAGCACUGGAGGAAUUUCCUUUUUAUGGGUUUUAUAAAGCCUCUGCUGAAGAAGGUUGCUGCUGUCUAGAUUUUUCUUGCCCAGUAACUAUUAUUUGGGGAAGUGAAUGUGUGAAAGAUAGAAAAGGAUUCUAUUUUGCGCCAUCCACCUUCCUGUAUAUUGAAGGUCUAGGCCAAGCGACAGAACUGGUGAGGUGACAGCCACGAAGCUUGUCCCCAUGGGUGAGCUGGCCCUUUAGCCAGUCAAGUCAGAUGUGCUGAAACCUCUCCAAAUGUGAAGCUUUCCACAUUUGGGUCUGGCCAGAGGUUCUUGUGUAUGCAAUGGGUACGGAGACCAGUAAGCAGGGACCCUGCUCUAAAAGCCACCUCAGUGACUGCUGCAGGAUCCCCUUCACCUAGAGGUGGCCAACAAGGCUGGGGUGGCCCUGCACUCAGCUGUUCCCUGAGGCCUAUGGGGAUAAAUCCCAACAGCAGCUUUCUGUCACCAGUUCGGACAAAGAAAGGGUCCCCUCUCCAUUCCCUCAGAAAUGUGAAGCUUAUUUCCGCCACUGGCAGUGCCAAGGAAAUCAAAUUCAAGUGUGGAGCAGCAGGGGCCAUCUCCAGAACUGUUCUCCAGAGCCCAGGCACUGCAUCAAAGCCUGGAGAGCAGGCUGGCUCUCCUUUCAAAGCAGGCCCUGUAGGCUGGGAAGGAAGGGAGACUUUGUGAUAACCCCCUGCUGCCCCAUCUCCCAGCUUCAGAGUAGAAAGUGCCUUGGCCCCCCCCCACUCCGGCGCUAUCUCCCCCUUCCUGAUGCUGCAUCGAGCCUACACACCAGUGGGCAGGCAGGGGCUCCACGGGAAGACGUGCAGUGAUGGUGGCAAGAAGCCACCGAGGCACUCUCUGGAGCCAUGCUUGUGCAAGCUAGAGGGACUCCCUCAUGGUAUCUUGUGAAGGCUUAGUUUCUUCACAAGUCUGAUUUGAGCCUUGCAUUUGUUUUUGUCUUUUUUCCUCUAAAAAUGAAGUUUUUUUUAAGUGCUGGUCUUCUGUUCCAAUUGAGGGAGACUCAGCAUGGUUGAGAAGCUCCUGUGAGGCCCCUGGGCUCUAAGAGCCGUUGCUGCUUUUCCAGGUGUGGAAGUGGCCCUGGAGGGGCCUGUGCUGCUGUUGCUGAGCUCCUGCUUGUCAUUCUGGUCUUUGAGCAUUCAGAACUGGACAAGAAGUCGUGUCACUGUAAGGAAUAAAGUCACAGGAUCAGCUGG